UUGAACUAUAUAGACUAUUCAAUCCAUGUUGAAUCCCAUAUUUCUUGUGUGACAGGUCGUCUCCCUCCUUGCCACUACUGUAUAUGGCACUAUGCCAAUGCACAGAGCAUACUGAUUGAGGGACAGUGCAAUGCGUCCUUAUAUAGAGAGGUGCAGACACACCUGUGACUGUGAGGAAUUCAAGAUUCAUAUACCACUGAACAAAGUGGAUUUCUCCCAACUUUGACAUGGAAUAAAAAGCUUAUUUUCCAUAAGUAGUAGAAGGUUCAUACACUACUGAACUAAGUCUUCCUAGACUAUUCAUAUUAUGAAUUCAGGUAGUCUGGGAAGUACGUAGUCCAAUAGUGUCAUCCUCUUGUCAGGAUUUUGACUGGAUUACUCAAAAAGUACACAGUAAAAGUACUUCUUAUUAUGAAUGUAUGUAGUCUGAGAAGUACUAAGUUCAAUAGUGUAUGAAUCUUGGACUACUUGUGGAAAAUAAGCUUUUUAUUCCAUGUCGAAGUAGGGCAAAAUAGACUUAAUCUUGUCCUCUUGUCAGGAUUUUGACUGGAUUACUCAAAAAGUACACAGUAAAAGUACUUCUUAUUAUGAAUGUGUGUAGUCUGAGAAGUACGUAGUUCAAUAGUGUAUGAAUCUUGGACUACUUAUGGAAAAUAAUGUAAGCUUUUUCUUCUUCUUCUUUGGGUUUUCUGGCGGAAUCCUCUGUUUCGGUGUGCAACAAAGUUAAAUAAAUAAAUAAAUAAAUAAAUAAAUAACUUCCAUAACGCCGGGUUGUUGCUCUCCGGGGCUGCAGCUGGAUGCUACUCAGUCCAGCAGUAUGAAUCUUGAACUCCUCUCAGUCACUCCCAGCUCUUCAGUGCCGUUUCAUGACGAUUACCGUAAAUGUUAGUAGAUUCGCGCACUAGAAAAAACCGUGCGGCUGAUUUGACCAGGCAAACGCGAAUCACGGCUGGCUUGACCGCGGUCGUAUUCAGCCACUGUGCCCUGGAUCUGCGCUGCUGUUUUGGCUCCGUUUAAUUUGUGGAUGCUCCGGACUCGCUGUCAGUGUCACGACUUCAGCUCGUGUGCUAUAGCCGUGUCGGCUAUUAAAAAAUAUGUCCCGCCCUGAGUGAACGUGAAUAUUAUACGACUGAUUGCUUAAGGGGCAUACUGUUGUUGUUUUCCAUGUGUUUUACGUAGUUCAUUCCUUUGUAUUAUUUAGUGUUUCGUUUUUGUAUUUUUGUAUUGUUAAUUCAUUUGGUUUCUUCCCUACCGGUCCUGUGUAGCACCUUUUGGCAUGUUUUAAUUUAUUUCCUGUUUUUGGUUAGGUGCUGUGGCCCAGAGGCUCCAGUCCAGUCCAUGGUGGUGGUUCCCUUCAUGAGUCCCCCUUUUUUUUGAUGUGUGAGUGCAGUGUCACGGGUGUUUUAAGUGGACCAGCCCAGCUCCAGCCCUUUCCCUUGACUUUUAUUCUUGAUUGGUGCUAAUUUUAUGUGAUAAUUAUUAUUAUUGUGGGUAACUGGUGUAUGGGAAAUUACUUAUUUUUGUUUAAUAAAGUAUUUCCUUAAUUUGAGACCAUCUCUUGCCCUUAAGCAUUAAAAGUUUAGCAGGUGGCAGGUGGCGUUGUCACUUGGUUUACCUUGGCUGAAAACACACAACCCAAACAUAGACUGGACCACAUCAACCAUUCAAAGUAGACAUUGACUUAACUAACGUUCCCCGUGAAUAUCAUGACUUACAAGAUGUAUUCAGCAAAGACUGUGCCCUUUCACUUCCACCUCACAGACCGUAUGACUGCACCAUAGACUUGCUCCAACGUUCCCCUCUCCCAACUAAAAUACUUUGUUUUUUCUUUGUAGAGAAAAAAAGGACCACAUCUUCCGACCUUGUGUAGCCUAUAUAGGUUUGAAUUAAAUAACUGUAAAAAUACCCACUCCCUCUCAUCGAAUUGGCCUUUGGACCGCUUCACGGUGCAAAAAUCUUUUCAAAACUAGACCUAAGAAAUGCCGAUCACCUUUGUUAGAAUUAGAGAGGGGGGGACGAGUGGAAAACUGCAUUCAACACACCUGGGACAUUUUGAGUAUCUGGUAAUGCUGCACACCUGCUGUCUUUCAGGCACCUGUCAGCAAUGUUUUGCGAGACCUACUAAACAGAGUAUUGUUUGUGUAUUUUGAUGCCAUUUAAAAGUUUGUCAAAGUUGAAAAAUGUAAACCUCAUGUCACAACAGUAUGUUUGCUAAGGUAAAAGCAGUAGAGGAUUGGCCAACUCCUUUGCCAAUUACUACAGAAGGUUCAUUAGGAGCUCCUUUCAUCCAGUUAACUUCUGUAAAGCAAGCUUUUGAAUUGUCAUCUGCUGCUCAGAAUGCUUUUGAUGAACUGACAUUUAUAUUUAUAAAUGCACCUGUGUUGAUUCACCCAGAUCCUGAUCUUCAGUUUGUGGUUGAGGUGGAUGCCUCUGAUUCAGGUGUGGGGGCCGUCCUCUCCCAGUGCCUGCCUGCGGACAAAAAAACUACACCCAUGUGCAUUCUUCUCUCAUCGCCUCACCCACACGGAAAGAAACUACCAUGUGGGGACCCGAGAGUUGAUGGUGAUUUCAUCCUCUUCUUACCUCUGCUCAACUCGCAGGCUAAACUCGACCAGGGCUCAAAAACCUAAAUCCAGAUGCCCUCUCACGCCAGUUUUUGCCCCUGCAGAAGAAAAAUCAGUGAUGGAAACGAUCCGCUCGCCAUCCUGUGUGGUGGUAGUGGUAAGGUGGCAGGAGGAGCAGGUAGUUCAGGAGGCCCUCCAGGAUCAUCCAGCCCCAGAUUGAUGCCCCCCUGAGCGACUGUUCGUCCCACCAACUGCAAGGGCUCCAGUGCUCCAGUGGGGGCACUCAUCCAAGCUGGCCCGUCAUCCUGGUGUUCACCGGGCCGGGGUACUGUUAUGGCCUGGGUUGUGUUUAUUUAUUUAUUUUGUGGUUAUGUUUUGUUGUGCACUUGUUUUCUCUACUCCUGUCUCCACUGUUUUACCUGCAGUGCUGGUAUUAUAAUCAUAACAAUCUUAAUAUGCAACCCAUCAGUUGCUGUAGUGUGUGUGUAUAGCAGGCUGAAGUUUGUACUACGCAUGUGUGGUUGUACUAUGGUACAAUUAGACUCCUUAGAUAUACUUUGAACUGCUUUAUUGAGAGAACAUAAACACAGAACUCAGGGACACUAAACACAUAUUAUCUCUGUAUUAGUCCAGCCCAGGUCAAUCCAAGAUCAUGUUCAAUAUGGUAAUUUAAGAUAGUGACUUAUAAUUACACUAAUUUGGUUGUUGUUGUUGUUGUUCAGAUAAAAGCUACUUUUUUUUAGGAGAAUAAACCACUUUUAUUGUUAUUUAAGAGGUACGCCCUCUGGCCUAUUUGUUUGUACCAUUGCAUGAUUUGGUUGACUGCAUGUGUACCGAAACUACCUUUGAUCGCUUAAAAACUGUGACACUUGUGUCGAGUCCACCUGCACACAGUUGUCACACUGUGAAGCAAUAGUGGGGGUUGACUGGUUUGCAAGGUACAUGGGUUUAAAGGGUGAGGCAUCAACAUAUCUUCUUUUUAUCUAACCUCUAUUUUAACUCGGAUGUCACAUUGAGAUUAAAAUCUCUUAUACAAGACAUUCAUUAUGAGUUCAUUAAAGCAGUUGCUGUAAACUACUUUAUUUUAUGCUACAUUUAAAAUCCUCUAAGGGAUGAGGAUCCGAGGUUUGAAAAUAAUAUGAGGAGGGAUGAGCAAAUAUCUAAAACACUUUCAUUGGAUACAACGAGUUGGAAAAAGGUUGAAAAUGGAAUGACAGUGUUGCAGUUUAAAUUAUUUAAAUAUAUGCUGAUCAGCUCGAGUUGACUGCCAUUAAGUAUAGGGUUGCUACAUAAGUAUAAGAGUUUCUCAGGAUAUUUAGUUGUGUUUGUAGUUGUGUAGUUGGAUGUGUAGAACAUGGUAGUUGUGUGCCAUCUCACUGUGACAAAUGAGCAAAGCCCUUACAUAAAGACACAAUCUCUUUUUUUUUGCAGGUUUGUCUCCACGGCCCUCAGUUUUCACAAUAAGAAGGCUGGUGUAAUAGAAACCAGACACAAGCCAGAAUGUGAGGCAUUCACAGCGGCAAGACCUCACUUCUUCACAUUUUGUUUAGUGCCAGGACAUUAAGAUGGAAGUGGAAAUCAAUGGAUCAGACUGAGGGUUCAUCAAGAGAGAGCAGAGGAGACUUUCAGGAUGGGAAAUGCUUGUAUACUUUUACCAGAUUCUAGUUGAAAAGCUUAAAAGACAAACAUGAGCUGGAGCUUCCUCACCCGUCUCCUGGAAGAGAUUCACAACCACUCCACCUUCGUGGGGAAAGUGUGGCUGACUGUGCUCAUCAUCUUCCGCAUUGUGCUCACAGCAGUCGGAGGUGAGUCCAUCUACUCGGACGAGCAGACCAAGUUCACCUGUAACACCAAACAGCCGGGUUGCGACAACGUAUGUUAUGAUGCCUUUGCUCCCCUCUCGCACGUCCGCUUCUGGGUCUUUCAGAUCAUCAUGAUCUCCACUCCUUCCAUCAUGUACAUGGGCUAUGCAAUUCACAAAAUAGCCCGAACUUCAGAGGAGGAGCGCAGGAAGCACCAAAGGCUCCGCAAAAAGCUGCCCCCUCAUUCGAGAUGGAGAGAGAGCCACCAUCCUGAGGAUGUCUUGGAACAGGAGGAAGAUGAUGAUGCUGAGCCCAUGAUCUAUGAUACACUGGAAGUGCAGGAGGCAAAGCCUGAGCAAGUAAGCAGCACGAAGAAAACCCCACCAAAAUACGAUGGCCGCAGAAGAAUAAUGCAAGAAGGACUGAUGAGAAUCUAUGUUCUUCAGCUCAUGUCACGAGCUAUUUUUGAAAUUGCUUUCCUUGCGGGACAGUAUCUCCUCUAUGGUUUUCGAGUCAGUCCUUCUUAUGUGUGUAGCAGGAUUCCCUGUCCACACAGUGUGGACUGUUUCAUCUCUAGGCCCACAGAGAAAACAAUCUUUCUUCUCAUCAUGUAUGUGGUAAGCUGUCUUUGUCUAGUGCUUAAUGUGUGUGAGAUGCUUCAUCUGGGACUUGGGACUUUUCGGGAUACACUUCGCAUGAAGAGGAACCGGGGCCGCGGAACAUCCUAUGGCUACCCGUUUUCGCGGAACAUCCCAGGCUCUCCUCCAGGGUACAACCUUGUCAUGAAGACAGACAAACCUGGCAGGAUCUCCAACAGCCUCAUCACACAUGAGCAGAACGUGGCUAAUGUGGCCCAGGAGCAGCAGUGCACCAGCCCAGAUGAGAACAUCCCCUCUGAACUGGCAAGCCUGCACCGACACCUACGGGUUGCCCAGGAGCAGCUUGACAUGGCCUUUCAGACAUAUCAAACCAAAAACAACCAGCAAACCUCCAGAACCAGUAGUCCAAUAUCUGGAGGCACAAUGGCAGAGCAAAACCGAGUUAAUACAGUCCAGGAGAAACAGGCAGCCAGGCCAAAAUCAGCAACAGAGAAGGCUGCACCCAUUGUAAAAAACGGGAAGACCUCCGUGUGGAUCUAGAGGAUAAAUCUAAUUUAAUGCAUUAACGGUAUCAAUGUUCUCUUACAGACUCUAGGACUGCACUGUAACACAUCUAGAGGAUGUGUGAGUGAGUUUAAUGUGUGACUUUGAACAAUAACACUGAGAAUUUCAAUCACCCUAUAGCUCACCCUAGGAAACGCACAUGAAGCAAUUAUCAAGCCCAGAAUCACCAAUCUUUUUUUGUUUCUGUUGUGUGUCAUUCUGUGCUUGCCAUAAUGUCCGGACAUAGUUAAUUAGCACAUGCUUACUUAUUGAACAUCUGUAUUUCCAGCUAAAAUGUCGAAGUCUAAACUGAGUGUUUUUAAAUCUAUUUAUCUGAUCUACCCUUGAAUGCCACUGAACUGGAUUAAUUUGAAGAAAUUUAACUAAGUGUGUGAUUGUACCCUAAAUCCUAAUUUGCACUUGACGAUGAUGAUUGCUGUUUGAAAGAUGCAUGACUAAUAUUUGGUGAGGUGUUUUUGGAAAAGUGUCGUUUUGACUGUUGCUGGAAUUAGAUAAAAGGAGAAAUAUUUUGGUAAGGGGUGGAAGAGUACUUUGAUUAGUGUGAUGAAGCAGGGCUGCGUCAAUGUAAGCUCUUUUUCGCUCAGUGCGAUGGUUUUCCGUCGUUGUGUGCAAAUCCUUUAUCCAGUGUUUUCCAAAGAAAAGCAGUGUCACAUCUAAAGAGAUAAAUGAAAAGAAAAUCAGUCUAUUGCCCAAAGUAAAUACUCGUUUUAUGCAAUCCAAAACAGAUACAGACAUAUGCCGGAGACAACUGGGGACAUACAGAACAUUUAGACUACAGUAGAACUCCCAUCCUUUGCUGUUAAGUUAGGUUCCAGUUGUGUUCAGGCAUGUUGGUAUUGAUGAUGUGUAUUGUAGUUCCUAUCCUCAUUUAAAAUUGAAUCCUGCCUUCAUUAUUGUCACACUUCAAAGUGCCUUAGACUUUAAAGACUGUUCUGGUAUUUUUUUCAUGAAGAAAUAAAUGUAUUUGAAGUCUCUGAUUUCCUUGUAUUAUAGUAGCUGUCUUGUCAUCUGCUUUGGGGGAAACUUCCAUUAUUAAGAGAGGACAAGCAUGUUGUUACAGCAAAAACGUUUUAUGUUACAACGAGAAAACAAUAUUUAAAAAAAGCCUAUAAGAUACUUUGUCUCCUACAACCUGAGAUAUUGUAAAUAUUUAAUACAUACUAAUUUAGUUUAGUCAUACCUGCUGUGAGACCUGUAGAAAUGUAUCAGUUAAGCAAUGUAAAUUUGUCCAAAGUAAUGUUCCAAGCUUGUAGGGCAGUACUUGUGCACACAACACUUACAGUAAGUAAGUCAUAAACUGAUGUUGCAGAGGUUUUACAACCUAACAAUCUAAGCACUAUUGUUGUGUCUUAAAUAUGGGAAAAUGCCAUAAAAAUGAGAAAGUACAAGUUUCCCUGAAUCAGCUGCAGCAAUUUAAAUAAAUGAGGGUAAAAUAAAACAUCCUUUUAUUGGUGUGUAAGGUUUAUAUGUGUGCAUGUAGUAAAAGAUGGACUUUUGGAGCAAAGCAUUAGUUGUGUUUUUUCUCUCCUAUGUUAAUUUAUAGAUAAUGAGUUCCAGGUGAAUGCUAUAAACAAAGGAUUCCAGGCUACACUGCAAUCGCUUUACUGCAGAGCCAAUCUCAGGACCAUUUGACAAACAGCAAAGAAGUUGUCGUAAAGUUCUUCCUUCAGUCACCAAUUUAUUAAAACCUGAAUAUGUGAAAUUGAGGUGAACAUAAUGAUCAUUUUCACUGUGUAUAUGUCAUUGGAGGAUGUUUCUUUGUAUGGAGAAGGGACCUGGAGAUAACAAAUAAAUCUUGGCAGUGCCCAAAUAAUAACA
Molecule: messenger RNA, 7347 nt
Organism: Solea senegalensis (Senegalese sole)
Lineage: Eukaryota; Metazoa; Chordata; Actinopteri; Pleuronectiformes; Soleidae
Gene: gjc2
Product: gap junction protein gamma 2
Exons: 4
Coding region: 4252-5505 (417 amino acids)
Biological process (GO): cell communication
Cellular component (GO): connexin complex
Source: RefSeq, a predicted model, not a curated record